AUGGAGUGUCCACCACUUGUCGAUCUACCCGUAUACGUCGACUUCCUCCUACAGACUGAGGAAUUCUGGGACGUGUCUUGCAACAACGAAGCCUUCGUUCCAUUCGGAUGUUUCCCCAUCAUCACUGGCGCCUCCCAGAACGAGUAUGAUAGCGUCGUCGAGACACAGGCCCAUCUCAGAGACCUCAACAUGCUUGAGAGAAUGGGAGACGCCGAGGUUGAGAGGAUGCUCGAGCAGCUCCGGGCCUUCCGCCUCAGCACCCAGCAUCCGGACGCAGUCGAGGCGUUUAUAGACAGCCUGACCAGCCGCACGGCAGCCAUCUAUGUAGGCUUGUCCACGGGGUUUCGAGUGGUAGACAGCGGCGCUCAGUUCUGGGGCGUGUCCAGCGCUAAUGAGAAUUGCAUCGACAUUUUCAUUUCCAAGCAAGCUCUAAGCGUUGUGGGCAUAGCCCUCCACGUAUGGCUUGCCGCAAACCGGGUGCCGCGCGUUGCGCGUUUCGAGGAAGAGGUCAGGCUAGACAAGCUGAUGAAAGACAGCCCAGCGCACGCCAGCGGCCUGCCCGUUAGCAUUACGGUCGAAAUGGAGCGCGCGACGCCGAGCGAGAUAUUGUUUCUCCUGCAGCGGCUGCGUGUGGUAAUGACGGGACAUCCCCUCAUCGCCGCGAUUCAGGCCUUUGGUGAGCAUGUUCUCCUGAACGUCGCCGAUGACUCGGCCUGGAUCCGCACACACAGCCUGCUGUAUUGGGAGGGUACUAACCUGGUCCGGUUGCACGGUCAGGUGGACAGCCUCGUUAACCAAUUACUUUUCACGGCUGAUCGCGACCGCCUCAAUGCCCUUACCGAUGUGCUGCUCCAUGCCUACGACCCGUGGACCUCGUGGAGCACAUGCGAAUACGUCGAUGUCAACGCCGAUCUCGUUGCACUGUUUUUCUUCACCGCGCUGCGCCGCGCCGCGCUCGACGACGUCUACAUCGAGGCCACCGACCGCUGCCUUUUCUUCCUGUCGUAG
This is a messenger RNA of Lasiosphaeria miniovina, 1008 nucleotides long. RefSeq lists its product as uncharacterized. The coding region runs from base 1 to 1008 and encodes 335 amino acids. The transcript has 2 exons. The record is from RefSeq and is a predicted model, not a curated record. NCBI's taxonomy places the organism in Eukaryota, Fungi, Ascomycota, Sordariomycetes, Sordariales, Lasiosphaeriaceae.